AACUUCUCUCUAAAGUCACAGCAAUAAUAAUUGCAAUAAUUAUGAGUUUCCUAAACUUAGUGGGUCGCGUUGCAAUUGUGACUGGGGCCACCUCUUGCGUGGGAGCGGCCACGGCCCGCAGAAUGGUGAAUUUGGGCAUGAAGGUGGUUGGCGUUUCCCGUAAAUCGCUUGGAGCUGCCCAGCAGGAUGAUAUUUUUUCCAGCCAAAAGGGCCAAACAGGCGAGAUGUUCUUUAUCCAAGGCGAUGUGACCAAGCAAAACGACAUCAGUCGAAUUAUCGAAUGGACCAGGGAGAAAUUCGGCCGCACUGAUGUGCUUAAAAGGAAAAACUCGCAUUUAAUUUCGUCCUGUCGGCGUACCUGUGAGCACUUGAAUUUAUCAACUAAUUUCAAUAUGAUGUUGAAAAACUUGGCGAAUCGCGUUGCUAUUGUGACUGGAGCCAGCUCAUGUAUUGGAGCGGCCACGGCCCGCCAAAUGGUUAAUUUGGGCAUGAAGGUGGUUGGCGUUUCCCGUAAAACCCCCAAGCGGAAUGAAGAGGGCCAUACGGGCGAGAUAGUCUUUGUGCAAGGUGACGUGACCCAACUACGCGACAUCAAUAAGAUUCUCAAGUGGACCAGGAAAGAGUUUGGCCGCACUGAUGUGCUCGUGAAUGCCGCUGGAUUGUUCCACAACUUUACUAUUACUUGUAAUAAUGUUAUUAACGUAUUUUUAAUAAGCACUCUAAAGAAUUUCCUCAUUUAG
This is a messenger RNA of Cloeon dipterum, 740 nucleotides long. RefSeq lists its product as uncharacterized. Bases 42 to 740 code for a protein of 232 amino acids. The record is from RefSeq and is a predicted model, not a curated record. The transcript is spliced from 2 exons. NCBI's taxonomy places the organism in Eukaryota, Metazoa, Arthropoda, Insecta, Ephemeroptera, Baetidae.